This is a messenger RNA of Mangifera indica (mango), 1603 nucleotides long. RefSeq names its product U-box domain-containing protein 26-like. The record is from RefSeq and is a predicted model, not a curated record. The coding region runs from base 180 to 1430 and encodes 416 amino acids. Gene Ontology annotation, molecular function: ubiquitin protein ligase activity. The transcript has a single exon. Lineage: Eukaryota; Viridiplantae; Streptophyta; Magnoliopsida; Sapindales; Anacardiaceae. Gene Ontology annotation, biological process: protein ubiquitination.
AGUCUCAGUUAACGUAACCCACCCUGCUGCUGCUCUGUCUUCCCCUUCUCUGCUCUUUCUGUUCCAUAUAAGAGAAAAACCAUAACGAAUCCAAAACCAAACACGUAAAUCCUCCCAACAAAGAAAUACAGAGAGAAUUUUCAGAGUCCCUCACUCACUCACUCACUCAAUCAAUCAUCAUGCCCGGAAGCUUAGAGCCGUUGGAUUUAUCCAUUCAGAUUCCUUAUCAUUUCAGGUGUCCGAUCUCUUUGGAGCUCAUGCGUGACCCUGUCACCGUCUGCACCGGUCAGACUUACGACCGUCCCAGCAUCGAGUCCUGGGUCGCCACCGGUAACACCACCUGUCCGGUCACCCGGGCCCCGCUCACCGACUUUAGUCUCAUUCCAAACCACACUCUUCGGCGACUUAUUCAAGACUGGUGUGUUGCCAACCGCUCCUUCGGCAUCGAACGUAUCCCUACUCCCAAACAGCCCGCCGAGCCCGCUCUAGUUCGUUCUCUUUUGAAUCAAGCCGCGGCCGACUCUAAUGCUCUCCCCUCUCGUCUCUCGGCUCUGCGUCGACUCAGAGGACUAGCUCGUGACUCGGAUAAGAACCGUUCCCUUAUUUCCUCCCACAACGUGCGCGAAGUAUUGACGAAUAUUCUCUUCUCGAAUUGUAACUCCGAGUCGUCUAAUGAGUUGAACUACGAGUCCCUUGCUCUACUCGUGAUGUUCCCCCUCAGUGAGUUGGAAUGUACUUGUGUAGCUUCAGACAACGAUAAAGUAACUUAUUUGUCAAAUCUAUUAUUUCAUCCGUCGAUUGAAGUCCGAGUCAACUCAGCUUCGCUCAUUGAAAUUAUCUUAGCCGGCAUGAGAUCUCAAGAGCUUCGUUCUCAGAUCAGCAGCGUGGACGAGAUUUUCGAGGGUGUAAUUGAUAUAUUAAGAAACCUUCAAUCAUAUCCACGCGGCUUAAAAGUAGGGAUCAAGACUCUCUUCGCCUUGUGUCUCGUGAAGCAGACGAGACACAAGGCGGUAGCAGCCGGCGCGGCGGAGACAUUAGUUGACAGGCUGGCGGAUUUCGACAAGUGCGAUGCCGAAAGAGCUUUGGCGACGGUGGAAUUGUUGUGCAGAAUCCCGUCCGGGUGCACGGCUUUCGCGUCGCACGCUCUCACCGUGCCGUUGCUUGUAAAAACAAUCCUGAAGAUUUCAGACCGAGCGACGGAGUACGCAGCGGGGGCUCUCUAUGCGGUCUGCUCGGCAUCGGAGGAGAGCCAAGGGGAUGCCGUGAACGCCGGCGUGUUGACUCAAUUGUUACUUCUUGUGCAGAGCGAUUGUACGGACAGGGCAAAACGAAAAGCCCAGAUGUUAUUGAAAUUGUUAAGGGAUUCAUGGCCAGAAGAUUCAAUUGCCAAUUCAGAUGAUUUUGGUUGCAGCGAAGUUGUUCCAUUUUAAUGAUUAAAAAAAAAAAAGAUUUUUCUAAGUGUUAGUGGAAGAGAAACUGAAUAUAUUUUGAGAUUUUAGAUUGGUACAGGGAAGGAGUUUGUAAUUUUGUAUGUAUUUUUGUACGUAAGAAUUUUUUGUGGAAAGUUUUAAGAAAAAGGAAAUGAAAACAUACGUCUCCUUAA